Messenger RNA from Mastomys coucha (southern multimammate mouse), 1905 nucleotides. It is a transcript of the gene Olah, whose product is annotated as oleoyl-ACP hydrolase. The record is from RefSeq and is a predicted model, not a curated record. Gene Ontology annotation, biological process: lipid biosynthetic process. Lineage: Eukaryota; Metazoa; Chordata; Mammalia; Rodentia; Muridae. The coding region runs from base 658 to 1470 and encodes 270 amino acids. The transcript is spliced from 10 exons.
CAGAGCUAGAAUUACAGGGCUUGCUUAGAAACUGGAACCUACACACGUACAGAGUCAACGCAUUUUAUAAUGUGGAAGGACUUUCUUCAUACACUACCGACUGGCACUCGUUUGAUCUGCUCUGGCUAACUUCAAGUUCCAACCAUCCUGCUUCAGUUUCCUGUGUGCUGGGAUUGCAGGCUGCAUUUUGUAUUGUUAUCUAAGAAGCAAAACCUGGCUCACAGAGUCAGUGACCGCCUAGUCAAUUAUCAAGGUGAAUCAUCUGAGGGCACAGGAUGGCUCCGAGCCACUGAUUGUACAGAUAAAAGGCUGAUUCUCCACCCUCUCCUAUUUGAGGAGGCUUUCUGUGCCUCUCAGUGUGGCCUGGUCUCUCCUCUGGAUGCAGCAUAGGUGAAAGUUGAGCUCGUCUCUCCAGAACACGCCUGAGAUUCACCAUCAAGGUUGUGAAUUAAACCUUGGUCUUAGCAUGACUGCCAGGGAUUCAGGGGACUUCUAGGUGCAGGAUUGUGAGUGACAACCAUAGUCAAUGGGUUAAAAAGAAAUCUGGUCACUUGUUGCACAGAAGACUUAUUGGAGAUUUUUGUGCCCAGAGGGGAAUUGAAUUCAACACAGUCACAGAAGAUCUCUGAGAAGAGCAGUCCCUAACCAACUCGCAGGAUGGAGACAGCAGUCUAUGCUAAGAGUACCAGGAAUGAGAAGGUUUUGAACUGUCUGUAUCAAAAACCUGAUGCAGUUUUCAAGCUGAUUUGCUUUCCCUGGGCAGGAGGCGGCUCCAUUCAUUUUGCCAAAUGGGGCCAAAAGAUUAAUGGCUUACUGGAAGUGCAUGCUGUAAGACUGGCUGGAAGAGAAACCCGACUUGAAGAACCUUUCUCAGAUGACAUCUACCAGAUAGCUGAGGAAAUUGUGACCGCUCUGUUGCCCAUCAUCCGUGAUAAGGCUUUUGCAUUUUUUGGCCACAGCUUGGGAUCCUACAUUGCUUUUGUUACUGCACUGCACUUAAAGGAGAAAUACAAAAUGGAACCCCUGCAUAUCUUUCUGUCCAGUGCACCUGCCCCUCAGUCUCGGCCUCAAGUUCCUGAUCUUAACAAAUUGUCAGAAGAACAAGUCAGAGAUCACCUUCUGAUUUUUGGAGGCACUCCCAAGCAUCUCAUUGAAGACCAGGAUUUUCUGAAGCAAUAUAUUCCUUUGCUGAAGGCAGAUGCUCACAUUGUAAAAAAAUUCAUCUUUAACAAACCCUCCAAAGCACUUCUUUCUCGGGACAUAACGUGCUUUAUUGGAUCUGAAGAUACAAUAAAGGAUAUAGAAGACAAUGUUGUGUACUUCUCAGGCUGGAAAGACAUAACCAGUGGGAAGUUUGAUGUCCACAAGCUGCCAGGCGACCACUUUUAUCUGAUGGAACCGGACAACGAGAACUUUAUCAAGAACUACAUCGCCAAGUGUUUGGAACUCUCCUCACUUGACUGCUUCUAGAUGAGCUUUCUUUGGAGUUGCCAAUAUGCAAACUGAUCCCAAGCUGUUCCUCCAGGUCCAGCUUUUAGUUCUUAGGAGGUUGGAAAAUACAUAUAAAUGAAUUUCUUCAUGGAACAUUUAUCUCUCUGGGGAAAGGACAUGGGCUGAAGUGGAGCAGAAGCACUCUUGGGAGUUGACAGCUGCAGAGGGAAGAGGGGGCAGCUUUUCUUUGGGGGAUGUUGGCACCAGUAGGUUACCAUGCUCCAGUAAAUGACACCACACCCUUGUAGCACAAGCAGGCAGCUCUAAUGGGACUCAGUGGGAAACCAGGAGGCGUGCACAUUGGGGACGUCCAUCACAGGGGUUGGAAAGGCAAGAGAGAAGCAGAUACCAUCAAAACCUACUGUUUACACUUAUGAAAUUUUCAAAGAAUAAAUAAAAAUAUUGCUAAAGGAA